AUGGCCAGCUCGACGGCGAGCCAGGUCAAUGGCCAUGGCAGCGGCCCUCUAUCGUCUCCAGAGCUUGCCAACGGCCACAGCACGAGCACGCCCGGCGGCACCCUCGACCACAGCAACGGCGACGGCGACGGCGACAUCUACAACGCCAGCUCCGUGGCGGCCAUCAAGGCGACGCUCUCGCAGCUGCAGGACCGAGAAGCCCUGGUGACGGCCCGUCUCGAUGCCCUGGUGGCCUCGCAAAAGGAUCUCUCGCGUGAACUCGGCCGUCUCGAUCUGCUGCGUGCCCAUCUGGGGACGCAGGCCAGCACCACCCGCUCCAUCAGCCAUGAGAUGCUGUCCGGGGCGGCCUCGUCUGCACAUUCGCUGUCGAGCGCCGUCCGCAAGCUGGAUCUCGAGCAGUCCCGCGUCAGAUCGAUACUAGACAUGGUCGGGCAGGUUGCAGAGCUCAAGGCCUGCGUGCUGGGGGUUGCGGGCUCGAUGGGGGCCUCGCAGAACUGGGAGAUGGCGGCCUCCUACAUGCACCGCGCAUCCAAGAUACCGGAGGAAGUGGUGAAUAGUCCCUUUGCUGCGGAGAUUGUGCCUACGACGGAGGUGCCAGAUACCCCCAAUGUGACGCUGUCGAACGCAGCCGAGUCCCUCUGUGCCCUGUUUCUACGGGAGUUUGAGCAGGCCGUGAAGGAGAACGACGGGGCCAAGAUCACUCGGUUCUUCAAGCUGUUCCCAUUAAUCGGCAAGUCAGAUGUUGGCCUUGACGUGUAUGGCCGGUAUGUGUGCCAGGGAGUAGCUGCAAGAGCUCGCUCGAACCUCAAUGCCGGGACGGGGGGAGCACAGGCAAAGGACGACUUCUUCUACGCCAAUGCCUUGACCAGGCUGUUCGAACACAUUGCUCAGAUCGUGGAUGCCCAUGGAGCCUUGGUUGAAAGACACUACGGCCCGGGGAAGAUGGGUCGAGUGGUGGAGCGGCUACAGGUCGAGGCGGAUGUUCAGGGGGGCAUCAUCCUGGAGUCAUGGGCAGAGGAGCGUCAUGUCGACCGCAAACUGACCGAUAUCAAGUCGUAUGCAUUUACAUUCUUGGUCCAGAGUUUCCUGCCGGCCGCCAGGGGUGCUGGUACUCCGCGGUCGAAUUCUCCGGCGAGCUGGGAUACGCCGCAGCGGAACAGUGAAGACGAAGGGGUCGAUAUGAAGGAGAUUGAUUCCAUAUUAAACGAGAUAUCAAUCAUGCUUGGCCGGUGGUCUCUCUACGGAAGGUUUCUAGCUAGUAAAUGCAAGGUACGUAGCCUUUUAGAUCAUGUUUACUACUCUUUUUCAAUACUAGACGAUACUAAUAUCAGAAUGCAGGAAAAUGGCGAUGGUGAUGAUGAUGACGAGCUAGAGCUACCGUCCUUCUUGACAGGCUCUCCCCUAGCCCAAAAGGUAGAUACCAAGCUGUUGUCACCGUAUAACGCGAUGACAACCUUCUUCCUGCGUCGUUCGGUGGAAAAGGCCUUUCAGCUGGAUGAGCCGCCCGUUGAUCUCACCUUGGACCUUCGGAAGCCAUUGGUAUCUAACCCACCCCAUAUCACAUCAGUCGUGGAUGAUAUCAUGUACAUCGUGAACAAAGUCAUACAACAGACCCUGGCGACAGCUCAGCGGUCGGCAGUCACCAGCGUGGUGCCUACGAUAGCCCGAGUGCUUGGUGCUGAUUUCAUCGGCAUGGUACACCGAAAGAUGCGAGACGAAACGCACCCCAGACCCGUUGUGCCAGGCGGCCAGCCUCCCCCUGCUAUGGUGGUGUCCUUUCUCGUGCUCGUCAACAACCUAGACGUUGCUGUCGACUACUUGGAGCGCAUUGUGAAACGGCACAUGGAGUCUACAGAUACCGGGGCCGACGUAACCAAUGAUGCCAGCGCUCAACCCCGGAUAUCGAUGCUGUUCCCGCUUGCGGACGAUGCCCAGGUGGUCCUGAGUACGCUACGGUCCUUGUCUGCUACCUUUACGUCCAAAGCACAGGAUCUCAUCGGCGAUGGCAUCCAAGUCAUAUUCAACAACGUGCUCAAGUCCCGUCUCCGUCCUAUCCUUGCAGACGCCUUCCGGGACGCCGAGUACCAGCCUCCGGACGGCGAAGGAGAAGAUGGAGCGUACGGAGCAGGCCCAGGCGCUGAGGACGACGCCCUGAUGCACCAUGAAACCGGGCAUCAUCACGGCCUGGUCCGCCAGCGGUUUGCAGCUGGCUGGCGGGACCUCAUGCUGCCAAUAGCUCGCAUUUUGACCGCCAACACCUUUGACCGCUUGCUCGGGGUGACGCUGACAUCGUUGUCGAGGCUGCUGGAAAAACGGCUCUGGUCUUACCACGGCCGUGUCAACGCCCUGGGGACCACCAGGCUAGAGCGAGACGUCACUGGGAUAAUAGCCGCCGCAGUAGACGUGGCUGAGGGUCACCACCAUGAUGCUGCUGCCACUGCUGCUGGGGAGCGAGGAGGCAGCAUUGGCGGCAGAGCAGGCCGGUACCGUCACCGCGAGACCUUUGCCCGGUGCACGCAGAUAGUGAUGGUCAUGGGCAUGGAGGAGGAGGAGUGGGAGGAGAUCUCGCAGGCGGACGGCGACGUGGUGGACAAGCUGUCGGUGGAAGAGCGGGCCCGCGCCAGGUCGAUGGUAGUAUAG
Trichophyton benhamiae CBS 112371 is the source of this 2640-nucleotide messenger RNA. RefSeq lists its product as uncharacterized. The transcript has a single exon. Lineage: Eukaryota; Fungi; Ascomycota; Eurotiomycetes; Onygenales; Arthrodermataceae. The record is from RefSeq and is a predicted model, not a curated record. The coding region runs from base 1 to 2640 and encodes 879 amino acids.